Molecule: messenger RNA, 1947 nt
Organism: Saccostrea echinata
Lineage: Eukaryota; Metazoa; Mollusca; Bivalvia; Ostreida; Ostreidae
Product: trichoplein keratin filament-binding protein-like
Exons: 15
Coding region: 155-1651 (498 amino acids)
Biological process (GO): apoptotic process
Cellular component (GO): keratin filament
Source: RefSeq, a predicted model, not a curated record
UCAAUUGAUUUACUUCCUGUUGACAUUCGCUACAGUUUAAGUUUUUGAAAACAAGAAAGAACAUGUGAUCUCUGAUGUUGUAGAUUCAUAUUUAUUCCACGGAUAACGUCUUUUAUGAUACAACAGGCAUUUAUCACAUAGACACAGACUAAAUAUGGCUUUACCAUCCAUGCCGCACUAUUGGACAACCAGAAGAAAUGUUUAUGAGCAGGCAAUUGUUAGACAUAGAAACCAUGACGACCACUUACGAGAAAGAUGGAGUAACACAGCAAAUUACUUCCAGAAAUCAAACAUAGCAGCCACAAAACAGAGCGCAUGGGAGUCAGAGAAAUCUCUGAAGUCCAGCAUGGAUGCUUAUCAGAGAGAAAAAGACUCAGAUAAAAAGGCAAAGAAAUUAGCCCUACGCAGAGAGAAGCUGUCUGCCAUGCUAAGACAAGAAAGAUACAAGUUCGAGGCUGAGUUAAAGGGAUAUUCCUUGGACAAUUAUGAUCGCCUGGAAGACAUGAAAGACCGAGUUGACUCUCUAAAGAGUGCUCGGGAAGAAAAAAGGAAACAUUUGGCUGAGGAGAAGCUGUAUGAACACUGGAAACAAAACAACCCAGAUAUCAGAAGGCUUGAGUCUGAACAGCUGAAGGAUCAUGUGGUAGACAGAUGGGGAUCUCAAGUCGAGGAAUUCAGAGAGAAAGAAGAACAGGAAAGAAUUGAGAAAGAAAAGUUUGAGAGAGAGAUGGAGAAAGAAAGAAUAGCAGCCCUGGAGUUGGAGAGACAGAAGGAAGAAGAGAGAUUAGAGGAGGAGAAGAAAUGGAAGGACGUACUGAGAGAUCAGAUGCUGGAACUCCGCGAGCGAGAAGCUGAGGCCAGCAGACUGAAGAAGGAACAAGAUUCUCUACAGAAAGAACAGUGGAGGCUGGAGGAGUUAGAAGAGGAACGUAAAAAGAUGGAGGCAGGCCGCCGUCACAGAGAAAUGGGUCGAAUGCUAUUGAGGCAACACAAAGCCCAGAUGAUGAGACGGUCCAGACAAAUUCAGGAGGAGCUGGAACAAGAUAAGCAGAUGUUAGAGGCUCUUAUUGAGAGGGAGAAAGUGGAACGAGAAAUUCUCACCACGCGGAGAGAAAAAGCCCAGGCUGACGCGGCCUGGAUGAAGCAGGUUAUUGAAGAUCAGUUACGAGUAGAAAAGGCCAGAGAAGCUGAACUUGACAUGUUGUACCAAGAGGAAGCAGCUCGUAUGUGGGAAAAGAGGGACGCAGAAUGGGCGCGUGAGAGUAAGGCCAGAGAGAGGCUAAUGAGGGAGGUGUUUAAAGACAGACAGCGACAGAUUGAGGAGAAGCUGGAGGAGGUGCAGCGAGAACGGGAGGAGUCUCUGUAUCAGCGGGAGAAACUGAUAGAAGAGAUGGAGAUAGCCAAUCAGAUGACACAGCGUGAUCUCGAAAAAGCUGAGGAACAGAAAGAGGCUUUGAAACUGGAUCUCAAAGGACAGAUCACAGCACGUCAUGAACAGAAGGAAACAUCACGACAGAAGUUACAGGAGGAGGAGGAAAGGGAACGGCGGGAGGAACAGGAAUACGAGGACUUCCUCCGACAGGAGACUGAGAGGAUGAAAGUCCGAGGCUUCGCACCUAAGAAUUUUGGACGGAGGACUGCUUGGAUGUAACAGGAUCUGACUGAGAAGGUCUAGUUCUGACCAAGUUAGACUUCUCAUGCUUUUAUGUGAUCCACACUGCCAGGAAAAAAAAACAUGAAGUGCAGAAAUUUUAAUCUAUUGUCACAGUUUCCUUCAGCCUAGCAGCUGCUGUGACUUAUUUCUUGUUUAUGUAAUUUUCUUUAUUGAAUGGAUUACCAAAGCCUGUAGUACAGACAACUGUUAUGUAUUCUCAAGAAGAAUGUAUGUAAAUAUGCGAUUUAUUUAUGUGCUGAGAAUUAAAUGAAAUGUAAAUAUUCAUUCACAUA